Rhizoctonia solani is the source of this 1257-nucleotide messenger RNA. RefSeq lists its product as uncharacterized. NCBI's taxonomy places the organism in Eukaryota, Fungi, Basidiomycota, Agaricomycetes, Cantharellales, Ceratobasidiaceae. The record is from RefSeq and is a predicted model, not a curated record. The transcript is spliced from 6 exons. Bases 1 to 1257 code for a protein of 418 amino acids.
AUGGCUCAAUGGCUGAACACCACUUCACCACAAACAAUUACCCAUGUUGAUGUGCUCAUUCUUCCGCUCAAUGCAAGGCAGUAUGAGAACAUGGGCUACAGCCUCGGCCAAUUGGGCGAGCAACACUUAUCCGAUCAGCUCUUACUUGGUAUUACUAAUGUGGAUGACCCGGGCAACAUCGACUUUUUUUCUUGGAUAGAUGAAACUCGGCUUGAAUCCGAUGUCUCACUGGAGGACCCAUCCAGGGAGCAGAUGUCCUCUGCGACAGAUCAGAAUCUCUCACUUCAUUCGAGCAGUAUUCACAGUCAGCAAGAACGCAGCUAUCGUACCGAGCCACUCGACUACCCACGAAUACCAACGGAGGCUCACAGUGCCCAAGAAUAUAACCGUUACGAUUAUCAAACUCCCUGCUACGUAGAUUUUGAAGAGACAAACAAAGUUACCGUAGCCACUACGGCCGCUCCUCCCCGAUUACCGAAAUCCCCACCCGGGCUGCUUGUGCCGCCAGAAAGACCGUUUACUCCGUCCUCUGCUUGGAUUCCAGUUUAUUUACCGAACGCACCAAAUCAGUACUAUGGAGGUCUAAUGUAUACCUAUGAUACAGUUCAUCACUACUUGCAACAUCCCCACGCACUCCUAUAUUGGUCGACUGGUUUGCUUGUUCAAGCUGACGAAACCCCAGGUUUCUCUAUCGAGCCAUCUCAGAUGCAUCUCAACGACUUAACAAAUAUAUCGGAUGUUAGAUUGGAGCCCCGGAACCAUAAUAUUAGUACGAAGCAGUCACAAACUGGAUUUAAUUCCUCCAGUAUGGUUGAGCAUCUUCCUCAGCCUCAUCCUAGCCAUCCUAUUGGUCGCGACUAUCCCUACUACUCCUUACACGGCGGCACUCAGGAGAACGAUGCCUCCCGCCUCGCUCCUUCCCGGGUGUUCGGGCAUUUGGGCCAACUAUCACCGUCCAAACCACCAGAAGAACAACUUGGGCCGGCCUGCGCGUCAUACACUUACUAUUUACAAGACGCUUGUCUAUUCGAAGAUUUCUCUCCGUGUAGCUACACAGUUGACUCGCUUUGGAGCGAGUAUGAUACAGCAGCCCUUGACGAAACUACCGCCAUCCCUCAACUAUUGAAUAAUACCAUAUUUACUCUAGCUGGAAUUGAUCUACACUUACUGAGCUGCGAUGAAACAGAGCGUACAUCCGUGUCCGGGUCACAGUCCGACAACGGGGGUAAUGUUUCUCAGCUUCCAGAUCUACCUUAA